AUGAAUCGUAGUUGGAUGAGAGCCAAUCGACUAAGUGUCGAGUACGAACAUGGAGUGAUGGAAUUUCUAGAGAUUGCUGAAAGUAAUGCUAAAAAAAAUCUUGCUCCUCCUAAGAGUGAUGCUGAAAAAAGUCUUCAUCUGGUUUUUCUCUGUCCAUGUGUUCGUUGUGCAAAUCACGAACCAAAACUCAAUAAGAAAGAAAUCAUGGAUCAUCUAAUUUUUCAUGGGAUUUGUCAAAGUUAUACACAAUGGAUAUGGCACGGUGAGGUAGUAGCAAAGUCAAGUGUGUCCCAAAGAGAUAAUGUUAGUGCAGAAAUGGAUGAUCGUCUGGAAGACAUGAUGCGUGAUACUGGACAAGAUUCGUUUAAGAAGGCGCAUGCGUAUGAUACUUUAUGCAGUGACAAGGAUAAACCUUUGUACCCAGGAUGCACAAAUUUUACAUGUUUGUCAGCCGUGUUAAAAUUGGUUAAUUUGAAGGCAAAUAAUGGGUGGGCUGACAAAAGUCUUACCGAAUUGCUUGAAUUGUUGAAAUAG
This is a messenger RNA of Lathyrus sativus (Indian pea), 534 nucleotides long. The record is from the annotation of a GenBank genome assembly. Lineage: Eukaryota; Viridiplantae; Streptophyta; Magnoliopsida; Fabales; Fabaceae.